CGUUCGAUAUGGAGGAUGCUGAAGAGGCUCCAGCUGUUCUGCCUUCCUGCCCAUUCGGCCCCAGCAUGCCUGCAGACAGCCUAGCCGCGGGCAAUGGGGAAAGCGGCCGGCUGGCCAGCCUCAUGCCACCCACCCAUCAAUCCCGCAUCAGCCUCAGCUCGAGCCCCAGCCCAGCCCAGAGCCCUGUGCUGAAGACCAGGAUUAGCACCAGCUUCUCCUUCAACAGAGGCACCAUCCAGCUGGCCAGGGCCAACGGCGCCGUGAGCUCCAGCCUGACCCGCGUCGCCUCUUUCCAAGCCAGGCUUGAUCCCAAUGGCUUCUCCUCCUCCUUAGGCCUGGGCAGCGAGAGCCUCCACAGCUCCUCCUCCAGCUUGGAGUGCCCACCACCCCCCAGCACACCCCAGAGUGCUGCCAGGCAGCCAGAGCCUCGGGGGCUCAAGGCCGCCCCGGUUGCCAGCCCGGCACUGAAGAAAUUCUCUUCCCACAGUAAUGUCUUCCAUUCCGAGGUGGAACAGCCCAUCCAGCUGGUGUCCAAGGUCGGAGUGAACCAUGGCUCACUGCCCUCUCUGGACCUGCACAUUGCCGAAGAUCAGGGCUCCCCCAUCCCACUCGCCCCUGCCCUGGCUUUUCACUCUGCUGGAGCCUGGAGCAGCGGCAGCCAGAACUGCACCUUGCUCCGAGGGAAGAGCAGCACACCCAUCAGCAGGGAGCCUUCCUUCUCCUCCUCUUCCUCCUCUUCCUCUUCCUCCCCACUCUCCGAUGCAGCCCAGCGGCCCAGUCUGAGCCCCCCUCCUCCACCCUUCAGGCAGCCGACAAAGCUGCAGAAAUUCCCCAUCAGCCUGGAUGGUUUGGUGGGGAAGCCUCUGGGUGGCUCGGAUCCAGUGCCGAGUGCUGACUCUGCGUCCAGACCGCUGCCAAGGACGCAGCUCCAGCUCAGCCUCAGCACCAGCCCCAGCCUGUCCCGGCAGCCCCCGGGUAGGGCCAAGGAGGGUGCAGCCGCAGCCGCUGUGAGUGGUGUCUCCGCAGCGCCGUCUCCGGGGAAGUGCCCAGGUGCCCAGGUCAAUGAGAGCCCUUGGCCACCAUCUCUAUCUCCUGCUCAAGCUGCUCCCUUCAGGCUCAUGUCUCGGCCUCAGAUAAUGCAAGUGACUUCGCAACCCUCCUUCCUUGGGGGCCCAGCAGCAUGUUCAAGGGAACAUGUCCGAUCCAUGGCUGAAAGAGUCAACUCCUUCUCCAGCUCUGAGGUCUCAAGCCUUGGGGCUCCUGCUCCCAGUUCCUACCCAAGGGAAGUCCCCUACGUGGGCCCGACAGGUUCUCCAAUGGUCUCUUCUGUGAGCGAGGAGAUGCAGGGCCGAGAGAAGACAAAGGAAGGGCAGAGCGGCCUGGGGAAGUCGACAAUGGUGAACACCCUCUUCAAGUCGAAGGUGAGCCGGAAACCCACAGGCCCCGGCUAUGAGGAGCACAUCCCAAAGACGGUGCAGCUGCAGUCCGUCACCCACGUUAUCGAAGAGAAGGGCGUGAAGAUGAAGCUGACUGUGACAGACACGCCAGGGUUCGGCGACCAGAUCAACAAUGAAAACUGCUGGGACCCCAUCAUCAAGUACAUCAACGAGCAGUACGAGAAGUACCUGAGAGAGGAGAUCCUCAUCAGCCGCAAACGGAAGAUCCCAGACACCAGGGUCCACAGCUGUGUGUACUUCGUGCCACCCACUGGCCACUGGCUGCGUCCCUUGGAUCUGGAGUUCAUGAGGCGGCUGAGUAAGAUCGUCAACGUGGUGCCAGUGAUCGCCAAGGCAGACACGCUGACCCUGGAGGAACGGGCCGAGUUCAAGCAGAGGAUCCAGAAGGACUUGAAGGCCCACGGCAUCAGCGUCUAUCCCCAGGAGGAUUUUGAUGACAACCCAGACGACAGGAUAUUGAAUGAUAAAAUUCGAGACAAAAUCCCCUUUGCGGUGGUGGGAGCGGACAAGGAGCAUCAGGUGAACGGGAAGAGGGUCUUGGGCCGCAAGACCAAGUGGGGAAUCAUUGAAGUGGAGAACCCAGCGCACUGCGAAUUCCCCCUGCUCCGAGACCUGCUCAUCCGGUCCCACCUGCAGGAUCUCAAGGACAUCACCCACAACGUGCAUUACGAGAGCUACCGCGUGCAGCGGCUCAACGAGAGCAACCGGUUGGCACUGAGCCCUGUCAACGGGCUGCUGGGGAAGGACGGGGUGGAGAGCGACCUCUGAGCAGGGAGAACAGGGCGUCCUCCUCCCAGACAGCGCCCACAGACUGGCUAUGGGGGGGGAGGAGCUGAGAUUCCCACCCCCUGGACAGACCCCAAGUGCCCUAGUGCUGGGCCAGGAGCCGUCUCUGCCGACGCACCAAAACCUUCCUGCCGUGCAACAGCCUUAAGCAAGGAAAGACUCUUGGGGGGCUGGGCCAAGCACUGCCUCGAGGGCCCCCACUGCUCCCCAUCCAUUCCUCCUGCUUCCCCCAUGCCCGUCCCCAGGGCCUGGGCGACUUUGCAUGGAGCUCGUAGGUUCCUGGCACACGCACCCCCUGCACCGCUGCUCCCCGACAAGCACACCCCAGUUCUGGAGAGAGCCCCACCCUACCACAGAGGCACAGACUGGAGCCAGUGGGCCUGACCCCCCGAGACCCGAUCAGCACCCAUGGGAAGGUGUGGAGGCGCAGGCAUUUCCCACUUCAUGCCAUUGCCCCCGGGACGGGGGCAGCCUCAGGCCUGCGCUACUGAGAAGAGCCUCACCUUCUGAUCUUGCCCACCUGGGCUGCUGCCCUGAACCUCCAGCUCCUUCGGGAGGCCCAGCGCCUGUAUCUCCCACGAGGGGGGACUGGAGUAGAACACCGCCCUGCGUGCUGUGGGGCAGAGGGGGCCCUUCCUGCUGUGGGGUGGAGGGAGCCCUGGGGCUGGGGAGGCAGAGCCAGCCCUUCCUGCUGGGGGAUGAGUGAAGCUCUGGGAGGUGGAGGUACCUAGCCAGCCUCUCCCAUGUCCUUAGGGGACAGCCCAGUGGAAUUCCUCUAAGGGUUCUGACCCAUCCUACAGAGGGCUAGAGCCUGUAGCUGCCCAUAGGGUUAGGGAAAAGGUGGGAUGGGCAGUGCUAAGGUUUGGGGAAUAGCAGAGGGGGACGGAGGCCCAACCGACUGCCUGUUGGGUAAAGCCGCCAGCAGUGUGUGUCCAAACCACACGUGGGCUGGGAAAAGCCAGGGGGGCGGGGAGAUGGAUGCAGGCUGCCCCAGCCAGGGGAGAG
Molecule: messenger RNA, 3248 nt
Organism: Terrapene triunguis (Three-toed box turtle)
Lineage: Eukaryota; Metazoa; Chordata; Testudines; Emydidae
Gene: SEPTIN12
Product: septin 12
Exons: 9
Coding region: 9-2225 (738 amino acids)
Biological process (GO): cytoskeleton-dependent cytokinesis
Cellular component (GO): septin complex; microtubule cytoskeleton; cell division site
Molecular function (GO): molecular adaptor activity; GTP binding; GTPase activity
Source: RefSeq, a predicted model, not a curated record